UUUGUUUUAUUUUUAUUGUGUGUGAGUGCCCUGGCAGCCCUGGCAAACAGCUGAUUCUCACUUUUUGUUUUGCACGCUUCACUGCGUUAUCUAUAUUUAUCGGCGAAUCGGUGUUUAUUUAAUUUAAAAACCGCAAAAUCCCGUGUACUUAUCAGCAUUAUUGACUAUCAAUGUUGUAUUAAUAGCCGUGAACGCUGCACCAACAAUGGCUGCGUUGCCUGUUGCCGUACAUCCGCUCACCAGCGACCCAACCGCCGCCUGGAAUGAGAUCAGCAAAAGCCAGCGGGUCAUCAAGGUUGUUAUGAAGCCACCGACCACAACGGUGGCUCCCAAUAAGGCUCGCGUGGUCUGCAUGUCGGAUACCCAUUCACUGACGCCCUACAUUAAAUUCGAUAUACCCGAUGGUGAUAUAUUCAUACAUGCCGGCGACUUCACCAAGUGUGGACAGCUGCAAGAGGUUGUGGAGUUCAACAAUUGGAUCGGAGCCUUGCCGCACAGGCACAAAAUCGUGAUUGCGGGCAAUCAUGAGCUCAGCUUCGACCGCACCUUUACGCAUCCCCUCCAGAACAAGGCGCAUGCAGACCGCUCCAAGCACACAGGCAUGAGUAUUUUAGAUGAUUUGCCCACGUUGGGCAAUGACAAACAGAGCAUGGAGAGCGCCGUAAAGACGCCGAAUAUACGAGAGGCCUUAACCAACUGCAUCUAUCUGGAAGAUGAGCUGCUUGAGCUGUGGGGCGUCCGCAUUUAUGGUUCGCCCUGGCAGCCAGAGUUUUGUCGCUGGGCUUUCAACGUGCCGCGAGGCGCUGCCUGUCUAGAGAAGUGGAAUCAAAUACCCGCUGGGGUUGAUAUACUAGUCACUCACACGCCGCCCGUCGGCCAUGGCGAUCUCUGCUGCUCCGGCGUACGAGCGGGCUGUGUGGAACUGCUGAGCACAGUGCAGCAGCGUGUGAAGCCCAAAUACCAUGUAUUUGGCCAUGUGCACGAAGGAUAUGGCAUAACGAGCGAUGGCAGGAUCAUCUAUGUGAAUGCCUCCACUUGCGAUAUCAACUAUUUGCCCAACAAUGCGCCCAUUGUGUUUGAUGUGACGCUUCCGCCCGGCGUGCGCAAGGAUUAGGUUGCAGUCGUAGCAUGCCCCCAACCGAUUUCUAUUUAUUCAAUCUACGCUUAAGUUGCCAUUUCAACGGAACAAGGAAUUUAUUUUACACUGCACUGCAAAUUAUUUUAAGUUUGACAAAUAAUAGAACCACAAAACCCCUUAAA
Molecule: messenger RNA, 1260 nt
Organism: Drosophila mojavensis
Lineage: Eukaryota; Metazoa; Arthropoda; Insecta; Diptera; Drosophilidae
Product: UPF0046 protein C25E10.12
Exons: 2
Coding region: 206-1114 (302 amino acids)
Molecular function (GO): hydrolase activity
Source: RefSeq, a predicted model, not a curated record